CUCGGAGCCAUAGGGGAGCCUGGGGCUUUGUUAGCAUUUUUAGGGUCAUCAGCACCUUCUGACUGGGAAAAGAUGGUCAACGUCUUGAAAGGAGUGCUUAUAGAAUGUGACCCUGCCAUGAAGCAGUUUCUGCUGUACUUGGACGAGUCAAAUGCCCUUGGGAAGAAGUUCAUCAUUCAGGACAUUGAUGACACCCAUGUCUUCGUGAUAGCAGAGUUGGUUAAUGUCCUCCAGGAGCGAGUAGGCGAAUUAAUGGACCAGAAUGCCUUUUCUCUUACCCAGAAGUGAAAAUAUUAGCUACUGACCCCUUGGGAAUUAAAAGUAACAGGUGUGAGAGACUGCCACCA
Messenger RNA from Bubalus bubalis (water buffalo), 347 nucleotides. RefSeq names its product general transcription factor IIH subunit 5 (gene GTF2H5). Gene Ontology annotation, biological process: nucleotide-excision repair, preincision complex assembly; transcription initiation at RNA polymerase II promoter; nucleotide-excision repair. NCBI's taxonomy places the organism in Eukaryota, Metazoa, Chordata, Mammalia, Artiodactyla, Bovidae. Bases 73 to 288 code for a protein of 71 amino acids. The transcript has 3 exons. Gene Ontology annotation, cellular component: transcription factor TFIIH holo complex; transcription factor TFIIH core complex. The record is from RefSeq and is a predicted model, not a curated record.